AUGUAAUCUGAGCCAGAUUAAAUUAUGGAGAAAAGUCCAAAAGGAAGAUUCAUUAGAGUAUUAAAAUAACAAUGCUAAAAGGCAGUUUAAUGAGUAAAUCGGGAAAGGGACUUAUAAAACUGUGUAUAGAGGCUAUGAUGAAGAAUCUGGAUGUGAAAUUGCAUGGAAUGUAAUACAUUUAGAUCAAUUGCCUCAGUGUAAAUAGAAUUGAUUUUAUUAGAAGAGGAAAGGAAACGAAUAUCAGAGGAACUUAAUAUUCUUAAUAACAUUAAGCAUCCAAAUAUUAUAAGUUUUAUUAAUGCUUGGAUUAGCAAAAAUAAAUGUGAAGUUAUUUUUAUAACAGAAAUUGUUCAUGGUGGAUCAUUAAAAAAGUAAUUCAUUUAUAUGAAUAUAGACAUUUAAAAAAGAUAUAGAGACCUCGUUUAAAAAUACUUAAACAUUGGUGUAGAGAAAUUUUGAAAGGUUUAGAAUAUUUACAUAGUAUAUCUCCAUAUCCAGUUAUACAUAGAGAUAUUAAAUGUGAUAAUAUAUUUAUCAAUACACAUAAUAACCAAGUUAGAAUAGGAGAUUUUGGAUUAGCAAUCAAAUUAUAAUAAUAGGAUUUUACAUAAUCUAUACUUGGAACACCAGAAUUUAUGGCACCUGAAAUUUAUGAGGAAAAGUAUGGUCCUCCAGUUGAUAUUUAUGCUUUUGGUAUGACAUGUUUAGAAAUGGCAACUUAAAGGAGACCAUAUGAAGAAUGCACAGCACCUAAUUAAAUUUAUUAAAAGGUAAUAUUUAGUUUCAGAAUUAGGUCAUUAAUAGGAUUAAACCAAAAACAUUAGAUCUUAUUUAAAAUCAAGAUUUAAAAUUAUUUAUUUUAAAAUGUCUCGAAGAUUAAGAAAAAAGACCGACAGCUUCAGAAUUACUUAAUGAUAAAUUUUUAAAUGAAUCAGAAAAUGAUAAUCAACAUGUUGUUAUUUUAGAAGAGAAAUAAAUUGAUCAAAUUUUAGAAAAUUAAAUUCAAAAAUAUAACCCUAUAUUUAGAGAAUAGCUAGACUUUAAUAGUUCUAUAUUAAUUUAAUUAAAUGAAUCAGAUGAAAUGCAUAUUAAAAUUACUUUCAUUGAAACUUCUUAAUAUAAUUCGUCUUUUCAAGAAUUUAUUAGGUCAAGUGUCUAAAAAUAUUUGGAUUUACAAAAUGCUGAAUAAUUCGCAAAAUUUUAAGAAGAAAGUAAAUAUUAUUUACAAUAAUAAGUUCUUAAGCAAGGUGAUAUUGAAAAAGUUGUAUGGGUAAAAGCAAGUGAAGAAUCUAAGAAAAUUAUGAAAAUUUAAUUGUUGUAAUCAUUAGAGCAAUUUCAAUCGGUAUCAUUCUUAAAUAUUUAGACUGUUUCCACUCUAAUAUAAGAUGUUGAUAUAAACGAAUGGGAAUUAAUUGAAUAAUAAAUUUUGGUGCAGUUUUAAUAACAAAGAAAAUAAAUCAAAUCAAAAUUGUCAAAUUGAUAAAAUAUAAUAUUGUAUNUUCAUUUAUAUGAAUAUAGACAUUUAAAAAAGAUAUAGAGACCUCGUUUAAAAAUACUUAAACAUUGGUGUAGAGAAAUUUUGAAAGGUUUAGAAUAUUUACAUAGUAUAUCUCCAUAUCCAGUUAUACAUAGAGAUAUUAAAUGUGAUAAUAUAUUUAUCAAUACACAUAAUAACCAAGUUAGAAUAGGAGAUUUUGGAUUAGCAAUCAAAUUAUAAUAAUAGGAUUUUACAUAAUCUAUACUUGGAACACCAGAAUUUAUGGCACCUGAAAUUUAUGAGGAAAAGUAUGGUCCUCCAGUUGAUAUUUAUGCUUUUGGUAUGACAUGUUUAGAAAUGGCAACUUAAAGGAGACCAUAUGAAGAAUGCACAGCACCUAAUUAAAUUUAUUAAAAGGUAAUAUUUAGUUUCAGAAUUAGGUCAUUAAUAGGAUUAAACCAAAAACAUUAGAUCUUAUUUAAAAUCAAGAUUUAAAAUUAUUUAUUUUAAAAUGUCUCGAAGAUUAAGAAAAAAGACCGACAGCUUCAGAAUUACUUAAUGAUAAAUUUUUAAAUGAAUCAGAAAAUGAUAAUCAACAUGUUGUUAUUUUAGAAGAGAAAUAAAUUGAUCAAAUUUUAGAAAAUUAAAUUCAAAAAUAUAACCCUAUAUUUAGAGAAUAGCUAGACUUUAAUAGUUCUAUAUUAAUUUAAUUAAAUGAAUCAGAUGAAAUGCAUAUUAAAAUUACUUUCAUUGAAACUUCUUAAUAUAAUUCGUCUUUUCAAGAAUUUAUUAGGUCAAGUGUCUAAAAAUAUUUGGAUUUACAAAAUGCUGAAUAAUUCGCAAAAUUUUAAGAAGAAAGUAAAUAUUAUUUACAAUAAUAAGUUCUUAAGCAAGGUGAUAUUGAAAAAGUUGUAUGGGUAAAAGCAAGUGAAGAAUCUAAGAAAAUUAUGAAAAUUUAAUUGUUGUAAUCAUUAGAGCAAUUUCAAUCGGUAUCAUUCUUAAAUAUUUAGACUGUUUCCACUCUAAUAUAAGAUGUUGAUAUAAACGAAUGGGAAUUAAUUGAAUAAUAAAUUUUGGUGCAGUUUUAAUAACAAAGAAAAUAAAUCAAAUCAAAAUUGUCAAAUUGA
Molecule: messenger RNA, 2604 nt
Organism: Paramecium sonneborni
Lineage: Eukaryota; Ciliophora; Oligohymenophorea; Peniculida; Parameciidae
Source: the annotation of a GenBank genome assembly